Strongylus vulgaris is the source of this 754-nucleotide messenger RNA. NCBI's taxonomy places the organism in Eukaryota, Metazoa, Nematoda, Chromadorea, Rhabditida, Strongylidae. The record is from the annotation of a GenBank genome assembly.
UUAGUUAAGCUUAAUCCUUUGAUAGGUGUCCAUACCCUAUGCGAUAUAAAUUUUUUUUAGCGUUGCUGUUGAUAUUACCUCAAGUUUUGUACCUAUAAAAUUGGAUAACAAUCGCAGUGCAGAGCCCCUUACACUCCCAGCGUGCAAUCAUGGAGAGUCUGUGAGUCUAGCGGUCUACUCAUCAGACACUGCUGAAGUGCUAAAUGCGUUAGCAUUAGAUAUUAUCAUUGGAGAGGCAACGGCACUGUCCGCUGUAAAUCUGGCAACAUUUGCUCAGUUCGUUCUAAAUCUUUUUGAUCCUGUUAUGCCUACCUUCAGUCCACUAGAGGAAAUCGAACCAUCAACACUUCCGGCAAACUUUACCACUAUAUUCGAACGAUCCACGCCUUUGCAGUAUCGACAUCGUCUCGACUACAACUCCUUCAAUUCAUUGCUUUUGAAUCGUCUUCCUGAAAAUGGUCUACAUGCUCUCACAUUGGAUUCGCGUCAUGUGAGUAUGCUAAAGAUCACUAAGUUCGUGGAUACUGUGAAGGAGGCUGUGGAAGAAAUUUGUGAGGAAUUGAGAAAUCGAAACACUCUGUCAAAGGCUGAAAUCAAGAAGGAAAUUGACCUCUCAAAUGAAGUACAGCAGCUGAUUACAUCCCGCUAUGUAGAAACCAUGAUGAAAAUGGCAGAUGCAUGCGGUGAGGCACGUGAUGUGCCGAUUUCUUUGAUUGCUGAUCGAUUUGUAAGUACUCUCUGCAAUCUGGUGUGA